CACACACUGCCCUGUAACCUCAGAGACAGCUUCUGAUGCACGUAUCUGAGUGGCGGCUCUGGAUUGUCAGGACUGCUUGGGGGUGUGGCCCCUGCCCAGAUCUAGUCGUUGUGCUUCUGUUUGCUGCCCCAGCGAGAUCCUCAUGCCCUUUCACCUCAGGAAGAGCGGCUGGGAAACCGAGCUGCAACGUGGAUGCGACUACCUGCAGCAGAUCGAGAGGCAGCAGGAGGAGUGUCUACAGGAGACCCCGGUGGACAAUGAGACUGAAGCCGCAGGCUGCGGCCGGAUGUGGGACAACCUCACCUGCUGGCCAGCCACCCCCCGGGGCCAAGUGGUGGUCCUGGCCUGCCCCCUCAUCUUUGCGCUCUUCUCCCCCAUCCAAGGCCUCAACGUGAGCCGUAGCUGCACGGAUAAAGGCUGGACACAGCUGGAGCCGGGCCCAUACUCUGCUGCCUGCGGCCUAGACGACAGAGUGUACAGCCUGGAUGAGCAGCAGACCUUGUUCUAUCACUCGGUGAAGACUGGCUACACUGUCGGCUACAGCCUGUCCCUUGCCACCCUCCUGGUGGCCACUGCCAUCUUGAGCCUGUUCAGGAAGCUGCACUGCACCCGGAACUACAUCCACACACACCUCUUCGUCUCCUUCAUCCUGCGGGCUGCUGCUGUCUUCAUCAAAGACCGGGCCCUGUUUGACAACGGGGAGUUGGACCACUGCACCCAGGGCUCGGUGGGCUGCAAGGCGGCUGUAGUCUUCUUCCAGUACUGCGUCAUGGCCAACUUCUUCUGGCUGCUGGUGGAGGGGCUCUACCUACACACCCUGCUGGCUGUCUCCUUCUUCUCCGAGCGGAAGUACUUCUGGGGGUACAUUGUCAUCGGCUGGGGGGUGCCCAGCACAUUCAUCAUGAUAUGGACUGUCACCAGGAUCCACAUGGAGGAUUUCGGGUGCUGGGACACCAUCACCUCCUCCCUGUGGUGGAUCAUCAAGGGCCCGAUCCUCGUCUCCAUCCUGGUGAACUUUGUCCUGUUCAUCUGCAUCAUCCGGAUCCUGAUGCAGAAGUUGCGGCCCCCCGAGGUCGGGAAGACUGACAGCAGCCCCUACUCGAGGCUGGCCAAGUCCACGCUCCUGCUGAUCCCCCUCUUCGGCGUGCACUACGUUAUGUUUGCCUUCUUCCCUGACAACUUCAAGGCUGAGGUGAAGAUGGUCUUCGAGCUCGUCGUGGGGUCUUUCCAGGGCUUUGUGGUGGCCGUCCUCUACUGCUUCCUCAACGGCGAGGUACAGGCGGAGCUGCGGCGGAAGUGGCGGCGCUGGCACCUGAAGGGCAUACUAGGCUGCUCCACCAAGUCCCAACCCCCAUGGGGCGGCAGCACGGGUGCCACAUGCAGCACACAGGUGUCCAUGCUGACCCGCGUCAGCCCAGGCGCACGCCGCUCCUCCAGCUUCCAGGCCGAGGUCUCCCUCGUCUGAGCCACAGGCGCCCUGUGCAACCUGCAGCCAGCCGCAGAACCACUCCCGGGGUCCAGGGCAAUCAAGGUCAAGGACCACCCUAGUCCUCUCUUCCUGGCUUCGCCCCUCAGAGCUCUUCUGGCCUCCAGCGAAGUUUUCGAUAUGAGUGCGGGGAGGUCACCCUCAGACUGCAGGGCUCACUAAGGGCAAACUUUGUGGACUCCUGCCUGGUGCCUCCAUGCCAGCUCCUCAGGGCGAGUGCAUUUCUCUACCUCCAGCACGGGCUGGCUCCUGGGGGGUCUGAGGAGUGGGGCGGGCAGCAGGCACCAGCAUCCCUCUGGAGGGAGGAGCAGUUCAGCCCAGGCACCCAGGUGCCCCUGGGCCUCCAGCAGUGAGGCCGCUGUACCCAGGCACACACACUACUGGGCCUCGUGGCUUCCUGUCAUGUGGGAUCUGUCACACCAGCCUUACUCACAACCAAAGCAGUCAAGCUGCCCCCUGGGCGCUCACGCCAGUGUCACCUAUUGCAGACACUGUGGCCCCUUAGCCUCAGGCUGACCCAGCUGUCUCACAGAUGGGGAAACCGAGUCUCAGAGACAGUGGGUGCUCGCCAAUCACCCAGCGAGGAUUUGAACUCAGAGCCGAGGGAAGAGAACUACUCUUCUUCACUGCCUUCUUACAGCCCUAGCAGCAGGAUCCUCUUGGGGGCUGUGUCACCCUGAGUCAUUAGUGCCAUUAUCCCUGAAUCCCCAUCCCGGAGUGUGGCUGAGGAGGCCAGCCUGGCACUGGCACAGCAGCCUGUGUCACUGUUCACCCUUGGGGCCACGCAGACUGAUGGCCCAGCCCGGGCCUGAAGACCCUGAGCUGUAGCAGGCAGCCCUGAGGGCUCACCUGGCUGGGCUUAGUGCCCUGGAGCACCCAGGCCUGUGUGGCCUGGCUUCCUGUUUGUAGCCCCCACUCCUACCCCGAGGAGGGGUCCAAAACAUGCCAAAGCCAGAAACCACCCAGGCCUAGGCCCCAGGUGGGGAGCCCACAUUUCUGUACGUCAAACAACUCACCUCUUUUGGAGGCAUAUCCUUUUUUUCUGAGUGUGACAGUUUUUGUAGCACAGGUCCCCAACUGAGCCAGCCCAGAAGCACUACUCCGGGGCUCCCGCUAGGCCAGGAUGGGCUGGGGUCCCCCAAGAUGGUUAAGCUCUGGGCCAUGAUCACUCCUAA
Molecule: messenger RNA, 2661 nt
Organism: Octodon degus (degu)
Lineage: Eukaryota; Metazoa; Chordata; Mammalia; Rodentia; Octodontidae
Gene: Vipr1
Product: vasoactive intestinal peptide receptor 1
Exons: 13
Coding region: 143-1465 (440 amino acids)
Biological process (GO): adenylate cyclase-modulating G protein-coupled receptor signaling pathway; cell surface receptor signaling pathway
Cellular component (GO): plasma membrane
Molecular function (GO): G protein-coupled peptide receptor activity; vasoactive intestinal polypeptide receptor activity; peptide hormone binding
Source: RefSeq, a predicted model, not a curated record